ACGUCUUGACAUUAAAAUUUAGUACCUACUAGUACUCCAGAGAUUCACGUCGAUUCGCUAUGUUUGUUGUUCUAUUAUAAAUAUAUCAUUUCGCGUUCUAAGCUUUAACUUUUAAGUCUGUGUAUAAAUCAUUCAAAGUCAAGAAAAAUCCGGCUUGAUGGACCUACCGAAUGAGUUACGUCGAAAUUUUAGUAUGAUGCUAGAUCUUGGCGCAAAAACUAAAAACCUCAUGACCGACGUUGACAAAAUGGCCGACAAUUUGAUGUCAAAUAUCCAAAAGAAUUCGCCAGAAAAAACCACUGAUACUUUGGCAAGCAUUCAACGUAAGUUUGACGCAGCUAAAGAAUUUAGUGACGACAAAGUGCAGUUAUCAAUUCAAACUUAUGAGCUGGUGGAUAAACGAAUUAGGGAAUUAGAUUUAGAAAUAGCUCGAUAUAAACCCGGCAACAAAUUAAAAGAUGAAAUACGUGACACUGCCAUCAACACUAAGAGAAAAUUACAAACGAAAAAAGGAGGUACAGCAUUGACAAAAGCUGCAAUUUCAGCCAUUAUCUCUGGUUCAACAAAACCUACCAAUAGCGUAGCCAAUGUCGCAGUAGAGACUAAUUCUCUUACUGGUGCAGUUUUAGCAGACAUGCCUAUCGAUCCCAAUGAACCAUUAUUUUGUCUAUGCAACGAUGUAUCCUUUGGUGAAAUGAUAUUUUGUGAUAACCCAGAUUGUGCUGUUGAAUGGUUCCACUUCGCAUGUGUCGAUUUAAUUACCAAGCCCAAAGAAAAAUGGUUUUGUCCAAAAUGCCAAAAAGACAUGGAGAAAAAAUAACACACUUUUAAAUUGAAAUGUAUUUUUA
Myzus persicae (green peach aphid) is the source of this 848-nucleotide messenger RNA. Its product is annotated as inhibitor of growth protein 4-like. The transcript has 5 exons. Gene Ontology annotation, cellular component: nucleus. The coding region runs from base 158 to 820 and encodes 220 amino acids. NCBI's taxonomy places the organism in Eukaryota, Metazoa, Arthropoda, Insecta, Hemiptera, Aphididae. The record is from RefSeq and is a predicted model, not a curated record. Gene Ontology annotation, biological process: regulation of DNA-templated transcription.